AUUUACAGUGAGAAAGGAUACAGAAUCGGAGGAUCGUCGAUUGUAUCGCGUGCACGUUGAGUGCGAAGUAAAGAUCCGCAAAAGAAACGAUAACGAAUUAUUCCUGCUGGCAUUAUAAGAAUAAUGAUUGAUCUUCGUCAGCGUAGAGGAGGCAGGUUUCUAAUUGUUCCACGCGUCACCGCAGUUUGCUUUAUACUACUGAAGUCGGCCAACUCGUUUCAAUCGAGUCGUCAACUCUUUGCCAUCCGACGAAACACAUGGAGUUCCGACGUGACCGGUUGCGAGACGAGAGAUUCUCAGGUAUUCCAAAGCAGCAGCAAUCGCAAGGAUAGCACCGAGGACGAUUUCAUAGAUAGGAUUGCCGUCGCGUCGUCUCUCUACUCCAAAAUUGACGAUGCGGAUGGAAACUCUGAUCGAAAUCGUCGUGAUUUUCUUCUUUCAACAGGCAGUACCUGUUUUGCGUUGACCAGUAUUUUGAAGUCGAACCCUGCCGAAGCCAUCAACAUCUUCAACAAGCAGGGAUUGUAUGUACUGAAUACGAAAGACGAAUUGUCUGCAUCGUCCAUGGGAAAUGAACAAGUUCAGGUUUUUCCCAAACUGAGUUCCGAGUAUGCGCUCUUGAAAGUUCUACCCGUGAAAAACCCUGUCUUUCGGACAGUGGAACAAAACCUGGAACAACUCUCGGUGCUCCGAUAUCGUCGUGAUGCCAGCGAGGACAAUAUCGACAAAGCAUGGGCGAGGGCAGAGUCUUCAAUCGAUACCGCCAUGUCGAUCCUUGCCAACAAACGAAAUCAACUGGAGCCUGUCUUCAACCCAGACGACAGCACCGAAGUGGCUAUUCUCAAAGCUGAAAGAGGAGAGAUUCUACUUGGUGACCUGAACGAAGACUUGGAAUACCUGAAAGAAUCGAUCCAAUUCAAGGUAUGUUGAACAAAGUGAAUUUUUCGUUUUAAUUGCCCCCUUUAUUUUUGUAUGGAGUUUGUCACUCAUACCUUCUUGGUGUUUAUUCUAUUAUAGAACGUUACGUGCGCAUUUGAAAAACAACGAAAAGCUUUAUUGACCCUUGGGCGAUUGGGAGAAUUACUUGUGAAAGAGUACCCAUACAAGGUCCCAAGCAAAGGCAAAUACUCCUUUUUACCACGACUAUUGGGUCGUGCCACAGUCACCUUUCGGUUCAAACGACCCUCUGGGACAAUCAUAGGAGACGUCAAGAUCGUAGCAGACGGUUACACGGCUCCAAUUACAGCUGGCAACUUGUAAGUCAGAGUGAAACACAUUUUCCAUGGCAGAAUAGUGUCAUUGCUUUGCUGAAAUUUGUGUUAUGUUUCUUGUCUUCUCUUCAGUAUCGAUUUAUGCAUUCGCAACUUCUACACUGGUCUUCCCGUAAAAGAGGCGAACAAAAAAGUUGCACCCUUGUAUCAAGAACAGCAAGAAAAUCUCCCUUUCAACCUUCUCGGAACAUAUAACGAAGGAUUUUAUGACCCGCUGACGGGUCAGCUCCGCGAGAUACCACUUGAAGUUAUCCUCAUUGAGGGCACACCAAAACUGACAUAUUCAUAUUCUCGAAGAUUUUCGGAACCCGAAUUCGAGGUGGGGGAAGCAAAAUUUGUGCCAGCGACUUCCACUGCAAGCAAAACGUUACUAACUUUCGAGAUACCAGGUCUGGUAGCCUUCAACCAUCCAAUCGGGAAUCCAAAUGGGGGCUCUUCCGAAUUUUUUGCCUUGCAAUCAUCAGUUUCAAAAGACAAAAAUUUCAAGCGCAGCGAUUUGAAUGGCCAGUACGCUCCUUUCGGUUACAUAAUAGAGGGCUUCGAUGUGUUUGAUUCUCUCAAACCUGGGGAUGUGAUUGACUCCACAACUGUGGAUGAUUUUGGACAACUGAAUUUGGUAAAGAUUAGGUCUUCAACUUUCAAGGAAGUUACGCAGGGAACCGAGGAGGCAUCGUCAAACGCCAAGACGAAAGCUUCGAGAGUGAAAAAAAAGGACCAGGAAUCCAAGGAGUGAUCCUGUAUGAAAGUAAGAAAACUCUGUCUGCCGCUCAACAUAAAAGUGUUGAGGCAGGUAAAAACAAUCAACUCCAUAUUCCUUUUAAUAGAGAAAUAUAUGUAGUAGUUGCUUGGGCAGUUGUUUUGUGAAUUCGGAAUCAACAUAUUUGAAUCACAUCAGCACGGAUGCAUAUUUUUAUGCGAUCAUUGGAGCGUCUGGCAUAUGUCAACCAGAUGUUACGUUUCGUACCACUCGUUUCUGAUGUGUUGAUGGCUUAUGAAAGUAAUUCUGUUGUGUAGAAAGCCAUCCAUUAGGCGACCCGGAAACAGCGAGAUCCAAAAAUGAUCUAGAGCUGGCCCGUCUCAUCAAACGACCAGGUUGUUUAUGAGGUUCAUAUGGAUGGUACAAUAGUUUACGACUUGAUCCAUAAGCUGAUUCGAUAUCUCCGCCACAUUCUGUGCUGACGGACGCUGUGUCGUCAUUAUCUUCAUCGUGGUCAGUGUCGACUGGUAGCACUACCGCUGGCUCCGACGUAAUCACUGUCGAUUUUUCACAUGCAAUGCAAACUGGAACGUAUGCCGCCUUAUGACAAUCUACGAGGAAUUGCCGAAAUUCUUCUCUUUUUGAUGUGCAGCUCCCCUCGUUUGUAUCCCAACCGUCCAGUAAAGAUGUUUGCAGCAAAGCCAUGUCCUUGAAGGGCUUGAGAUAGCGCUUCAAAAGAAUCCAUCGGUAAAAAAUUAUUGGAGCCAGAGGCAAGAAAGCGAAAACUGCUGGACCUGCUGCACCCCUGAUCAAGAGCAUUGUUCCAAGUAACAUCUUCCCGGCCACCAUUCCACUGACACACAUAUCGAAAAUAAAAGGGAAUCGUGCUCCUCCAACAUCGAACUGUGGCUUGUAGAGAAAAAUCAUGACCCAUCGAAGCAUUGGUACACAAAAAAGAAAAUAAACGAAAACUGCAAUUGCAACAAGCGGAGAUGCAGGAGCCAAAGCCAACAGGCAAAGCAUCACAAACCCCGAGUCAAUGUAUAUUCGGAAAGGUAUGGGACCCCCAGAACCGCCGCCCUGAAUAGCUCGUGCAAGACUCUUUACACCCAACCAGGAGAAAAUGAAAGUAUUCAUUUGAAGGAUAUACUGUGUAGGUGAGACAAUCAAUGCUCGAACAAUAAUCCAAUUGAGCCACAUAGCUGAGACGGUAUUUGGAAUUGUGCUCGCUAUACUUAUCACAGUGUAUCUGAUAUCAUGUUCACCCUCUUCGAAACUGUUUACUAGAGAGGUUCCCGUGAAAGCGGAGACAAUCAUGAACCACCAGAAAUAUCGUAUGGCGCUUCCCUCUGCACAAGCUGCACUUGUUGCGUUACUACCAAAAUUGGCAAUGAUCUUGAACAACGGAGGGCAGAUAGCAUAAAAACCCGUCCAGAUCAUCGCUGGUACAAACCCAUUGAAUAUAUACUCCGCCUGGUAAGCUGCAAGCUCCAAAUUCGGAGCGAUUUUCUCCAAAUAUUCAGGAGAAAUCAGUUUCUGUACCUGUGUCAAGGGGAUUACAUAAAAGAUGUAAAUCGUACCAAGUAAUGCAAGUGUCAGAGUGUGCCUAACCAUUUUCUGACGGUCAUUGAUACUCAACGUUACGGGUCGGACAAAGCUCGAUAGGUUGGAAACUGGGGCAUCUGCCAAAGGAGGUGAAGGCAAAUCAGUUAUAGUAUUCCAACGGUCCCCGCCUCUCGAAUCGGCCAGACAAUGUCUUGCCGCAACGGCAGCCUGCCGCGAAGUGAACGUGACUACUGCGAAUGUGCUUUCACUUGCCAAGUCAAAUGGGUCCAUCAUAUCGGUGGUACGCUUUCGCCAAAUUUGCAGGUUGAAGGCGUUCUUGAAAAUGGUAAUAAUUGACUCAAAAAUAG
Molecule: messenger RNA, 3881 nt
Organism: Pseudo-nitzschia multistriata
Lineage: Eukaryota; Bacillariophyta; Bacillariophyceae; Bacillariales; Bacillariaceae
Source: the annotation of a GenBank genome assembly